Molecule: messenger RNA, 1909 nt
Organism: Actinia tenebrosa (Australian red waratah sea anemone)
Lineage: Eukaryota; Metazoa; Cnidaria; Anthozoa; Actiniaria; Actiniidae
Product: substance-K receptor-like
Biological process (GO): G protein-coupled receptor signaling pathway
Cellular component (GO): membrane
Molecular function (GO): G protein-coupled receptor activity
Source: RefSeq, a predicted model, not a curated record
UUUAAUGAAUAGAAGCAAAGCUAUAGCGAAGGCAAGAAAUAAGGUAUAAUACAAGCACUGAUUGUCGACUCCCAGACUAAACUUGUUUUCGGCUACAAAUUUUUAGAAUCUGGUAAGAGUAACGUAUCUUAGCUCCAACGACGAAUUGAUAGCUGAACUUCUGUACUAGUCAAGUGGUUUCCCUUCGAAAGCUCUGUUCAUUAUGGCUUCAGCAGGCGAUAUAGCUCUCAAGUUUGUCUUCUUUGUCAUCGCGCUGAUAGGCAUAGCUGGCAACAUCCUGGUCUGCCUAGUGGUUCUCCUCAACAAAUCCAUGAGGACACCCAUGAACUACCUUCUCGUUAACCUAGCCAUCUCUGACAUGAUGUUCUUAAUGUUUCUGAGCCCGCAGUUUGCUUUUGAGGGCAUCUUUGACGACCAUACCAAGGCAUCGGGCGAUUUAUUUUGCAAGUUUAUGACUGUUCUGGCCUGGACCUCGGGAUAUACAUCAGCUUUCAUCCUCAUCGCCAUCGCAUUCGAACGAUACCUAGCGAUCACUCGUCCACACGACCUGCACAUGCGCAUCACACUACGAAGCCUUCGAUUCAUCGUCAUAUUUUGUCUAUUCCUUGGACUCUCGUGGAACGCCAUUGGAUUCUUUAUCAAAGUAUAUGACGUACAGCAAGAAGAAUGCACGGGUGUGUGGCCACAGGUCUAUUCUAAACAGGUCUACAAAACGUUAAGUUUUCUAGUUGUCUGUUGCAUUCCAGUAGUGAUCAUGUUUCUGCUAUACUCCAAGGUCGUCUAUGCUCUGUGGUUCAAAGCGCAACAUUCGGUCAGCGGUUUCUCCCAACUGUCUGUCAUUAAAAGUCGAAAGAAAGUUACUAAGAUUUUAUUGACUGUGAGCAUUCUGUACACGCUCUGCUGGGUUCCACAGUCCUUUCUGUACAUGAUAAGGUCCUAUGUGCGAUCUCUGAGGGAUACCCCUGCUUAUCCUGUCUCGGUAGCUUUGUUAACCGUCAACUCGGCAGCAAAUCCUUUCAUCUAUUGUUUGCAUAGCAGUCGCUUUCGUAUGCACCUUAAAAACUUGAUAAGGUUUGACUCUAGAGAGCUGUGCAUGUGCUUACGCAUGCGCAGAAGGAGAACUCAGCCCAUCACUAUAGAUCACGAACCGCAGCCCUCUCUCAGCCGCGGUGAAACUGAGAUUUGAACCUUCAGUGACUUCAGUUCAUUCGAGAAGCCUGAAAAGGAUUUUGUGACCGCGCGGAGAAUGGUGAUGAAAUUGUUUAAAGUACGAGGAAGCAUUCGCAGUUUGGAGAAAGAAUGACUUGCUGAAAAUAACAAUCAAUCAUAAUCAUUAAUGUUCUCCUUUCAAACUAACACAUGUCAUUCCCUUGAGUAUUGUUUUUUUUUAUCGCUAACUUUGGAGGAGAAACGAAGCUUAAGCCACAACACUGUGUAUUAUUCCCCAACACAGAUUGAAACGAUUGCAUAUAGUUGAAAUCAAGAAAAUAUGAACGAAGAGAAGGAAUAGCCUUGUAACCAUCAUGUGCACAGUUUGAUGCCAUUUUUAGCUUGGAGAUAUUUUGAGCGAAGAACCUGAUUGGUUGAUUUCUUGAGGGUAGGCGGCUUCCAGUCUUUCAGUAAACAAAGCCUGUGUUUUUCUCGGGGACGUAGCGAAAUAUGGCGCUUUUCGUGUUCUAAAACGAGGCAAUAAAGACAAGCAUGAUUAUCGCGCGGGCAUGGUAACGAGUUAAAAAUACCAUCAAUGAUUCCAAAACUAGCAUCAAAGUGCGCACAUGAUGGGGCACACGGGGAUUUUUUCUCUUAGGUCAUUUUCUCUUGUGUUGAAAUAUAAAUAGUAAAGGUCUGUUUCAGGAAAAAAGCCCGUCUACAUUCGCUGCACAAAAUAAACUUGCGAUAAUAAAACUGA